UCCUUUCGUCUCUGCGAAGCAGAUGGGAGUCAUGGCUUAUCCCUUACUCUUCUGCCUCCUGCUUGCUCAUCUGGGAUUGGGAACUGUUAGCACCGGCCGCGACCCUCCGGGACGGCUGGAUUCCCCUCGAGAGAGAACUCUGAGGCUGAAGCAGCACGCCCAGCAGCCGGCUCGAGCCUCUGCCUCGGACCCCUCGGCUCCCUGGAGCCGCUCCACCGACGGCACCAUCUUGGCGCAAAAACUCGCCGAGGAGGUGCCCAUGGACGUGGCCUCUUACCUCUACACCGGGGACUCCCACCAGCUGAAGCGAGCCAACUGCUCCGGCCGCUACGAGUUGGCGGGCCUGCCGGGGAAGUCGUCAGCCCUAGCCAGCUCCCAUCCCUCCUUGCACGGGGCGCUGGACACGCUGACACACGCCACUAACUUCCUCAACAUGAUGCUGCAGAGCAAUAAGUCGCGGGAGCAGAACUUGCAGGACGACCUGGAGUGGUACCAGGCACUGGUGCGGAGUCUCCUGGAGGGCGAACCCAGCAUUUCCCGGGCAGCCAUCACCUUCAGCACCGAGUCGCUGUCCUCGCCGGCCCCGCAGGUUUUCCUCCAGGCCACCCGCGAAGAGAGUCGCAUCCUGCUCCAAGAUCUGUCCUCCUCGGCACACCACUUGGCCAACGCCACGCUGGAGACGGAGUGGUUCCACGGCCUGCGGCGCAAGUGGAGGACCCACUUACACCGCCGAGGCUCUAAUCAGGGCCCCCGGAGCCUGGGCCAUAGCUGGCGGCGCAGGGACGGACUUGGCGGGGACAAGAGCCACGUCAAGUGGUCUCCGCCUUAUCUGGAGUGCGAGAACGGGAGUUACAAGCCCGGGUGGCUGGUCACUCUCUCCGCUGCUUUCUACGGGUUGCAGCCUAACCUGGUCCCGGAAUUCAGGGGUGUUAUGAAAGUUGACAUAAAUCUUCAGAAAGUGGACAUUGACCAAUGUUCAAGUGAUGGCUGGUUUUCAGGAACUCACAAAUGUCACCUUAACAAUUCAGAGUGUAUGCCAAUUAAAGGCUUAGGAUUCGUGCUUGGAGCCUAUCAGUGCAUUUGCAAAGCAGGAUUCUAUCAUCCUCAAGACUUCUCAGUGAACAACUUUCAGAGAAGUGCAAAAGAUGUGUCAGAAGAAGCCCAUGUCUGCCUACCCUGCAGGGAGGGCUGCCCCUACUGUGCUGAUGACAGCCCCUGCUUUGUCCAGGAGGAUAAGUAUUUGCGACUUGCUAUCAUCUCCUUCCAAGCCCUGUGUAUGCUGCUCGACUUCGUUAGCAUGCUGGUGGUCUACCACUUUCGCAAAGCAAAGAGCAUCAGGGCAUCGGGCCUUAUCCUCUUGGAAACCAUUCUUUUUGGGUCUCUGCUGCUAUACUUUCCAGUUGUUAUUUUGUACUUUGAGCCAAGCACAUUUCGCUGUAUUCUCCUCAGAUGGGUCCGUCUUCUCGGUUUUGCUACUGUUUAUGGAACUGUCACUCUCAAGCUUCACAGGGUUUUGAAGGUGUUUCUUUCGCGAACAGCCCAGCGGAUUCCAUAUAUGACCGGUGGACGGGUCAUGAGGAUGCUGGCAGUAAUGCUCCUGGUAGUAUUCUGGUUUCUUGUUGGCUGGACUUCGUCUGUUUGCCAGAAUUUGGAGAGGCAGAUUUCACUUAUUGGCCAAGGGCAAACAUCUGAUCACCUCAUCUUCAACAUGUGCCUCACCGAGCGCUGGGAUUACAUGACAGCAGUCGCUGAAUUUUUAUUCCUCUUGUGGGGUGUUUAUCUCUGCUAUGCAGUGCGGACGGUGCCAUCAGCGUUUCACGAGCCACGCUAUAUGGCUGUUGCAGUUCACAACGAGCUCAUUAUCUCUGCUGUAUUCCACACAAUCAGAUUCGUUCUUGCCUCAAGACUUCAGUCUGACUGGAUGCUAAUGCUGUAUUUUGCACAUACUCAUUUGACUGUGACAGUCACCAUUGGGUUGCUUUUGAUUCCAAAGUUUUCACAUUCAAGCAAUAACCCCCGAGAUGACAUUGCUACAGAAGCGUAUGAAGAUGAGCUGGACCUGGGCCGGUCUGGGUCCUACCUGAACAGCAGCAUCAACUCCGCAUGGAGUGAGCACAGCUUAGACCCAGAAGACAUUCGGGAUGAGCUGAAGAAACUCUAUGCCCAGCUGGAAAUAUAUAAAAGAAAGAAGAUGAUUACGAAUAACCCCCACCUCCAGAAAAAGCGGUGCUCCAAGAAGGGCUUGGGCCGUUCGAUCAUGAGGCGCAUCACCGAGAUCCCAGAGACGGUCAGCAGGCAGUGUUCCAAAGAGGACAAGGAAGUCACAGACCACAGCAUGGCCAAAAGCACUGCCCUGACCAGGAAGAACCCACAAGAGUCUUCAGGUAACACCGGGAAGCCCAAAGAGGAGUCCCUGAGAAACCGAGUCUUCUCGCUAAAGAAAUCGCACAGCACUUACGAUCACGUGAGAGAGCACACAGAAGAGUCCAACAGUUUACCCGUGGAAAGCCAGGAAGAGGAGGCUACAGAAAAUUCCACACUGGAGUCUCUGUCAAGUAAAAAACUUACCCAGAAGCUGAAAGAAAACAGUGAGACCGAGUCCACAGAGUCUGUGCCUUUGGUGUGUAAGUCGGCGAGCGCUCACAAUCUCAGCUCAGAGAAGAAGCCGGGCCACCCCCGAACAUCCGUGUUGCAGAAGUCUCUCAGUGUCAUAGCAAGUGCCAAGGAGAAGACUCUUGGAUUGGCUGGGAAAACCCAAACAUCAGGCGUGGAAGAACGUGCAAAAUCCCAGAAACCUCUGCCAAAAGAGAAAGAAACAAACAGAAAGUACUCCAAUUCAGAUAACGCAGAGACUAAAGAUUCUGCCCCCCAAAACUCCAAUCAUUUGGAGGAGCCAAGAAAACCUCAGAAAUCUGGGAUUAUGAAGCAACAAAGGGUCAACCCGCCCACUGCCAAUUCUGACAUGAGCCCAGGCACCACCAAGAAGAAGAACAACUUUGACAUAGGGGAGGUGUGCCCUUGGGAGAUUUAUGACCUGGCCCCUGGUCCCGUGCCUUCAGAAUCAAAAAUUCAAAAACACGUAUCUAUUGCAGCUUCUGAGAUGGAGAAAAACCCAACUUUUUCCUUAAAGGAGAAAUCUCAUCAGAAGGCCAAGGCAGCUGAACUAUGUCAGCAAACCAGUCAGAAGAGCAUAGACAAGGCUGAGGUAUGCCCUUGGGAGAGCCAAGGUCAGCCCAGUUUUGAAGAUGAGAAGCCUUUGAUUUCUAAGACUCAGGUUCCCCCAGGGAGAGCCAAAGAUGAGAACGGCAGUCAGCAUUAUGCCACCAAUGUGUGUGCUGGGCAGUACGAAGAACCGCCCCCCAAAGUUGUAGCAUCAAAAAUCAAGAAUGAAAAUCUCAACCCAACAGGAGACCAGGAAAAAAAGACCUCUUCCCCCGAGGAAAAUGCGCCCCGCUCCUAUAACUCAAGUAAUAACCUUUGGCAGCCUUUAACAUCACGAGCUGAGGUGUGUCCUUGGGAGUUUGAGGCCGCAGAUCAACCAAAUGCUGAAAGAAGUGUAGCUUUACCUGCCUCUUGCACUCUAAGUGCAAAUAAGAUGGCAGGGCCUCGGAAAUAAGAGGUCAGGGAUCCUUUUAAAGUGUAGCAUCCCCAGAAAGAAAAGGAGAAGGAAGAAACCCUGAAUUCAACAGAAGACAGAAGGAUCAAAAAUUCCCAAGGAGUGUUUGUCAUUGGAGGGAAACGUGAAAGUCACAAGUGGAAAAAGACAGGGAGGGCAGAGCAACGCCACAGUGGAAGAAUGAGACUGGCCAAGGGAAGUCUGUCUUCCCCUGGGAACACGAGGAGAAGCCUUACAUUUCAGCAUGGUUAUUGGGAGUCGCCCUCGCUGUCUGCCCCUGAUCAGUAUUUACCCGUGGCACUUUGAAAAUCCUAAGCAAGGUCAACCGUAAGACACAGAAGAGGUAGGAGGUUCCGCUAAGAAGA
Messenger RNA from Lontra canadensis (Northern American river otter), 3981 nucleotides. RefSeq names its product G protein-coupled receptor 158 (gene GPR158). Gene Ontology annotation, molecular function: G protein-coupled receptor activity. The transcript has 11 exons. Gene Ontology annotation, cellular component: membrane. Gene Ontology annotation, biological process: G protein-coupled receptor signaling pathway. NCBI's taxonomy places the organism in Eukaryota, Metazoa, Chordata, Mammalia, Carnivora, Mustelidae. Bases 23 to 3616 code for a protein of 1197 amino acids. The record is from RefSeq and is a predicted model, not a curated record.